Messenger RNA from Gekko japonicus, 3243 nucleotides. It is a transcript of the gene CPT1C, whose product is annotated as carnitine palmitoyltransferase 1C. The record is from RefSeq and is a predicted model, not a curated record. Gene Ontology annotation, cellular component: mitochondrion. Lineage: Eukaryota; Metazoa; Chordata; Lepidosauria; Squamata; Gekkonidae. Gene Ontology annotation, molecular function: carnitine O-palmitoyltransferase activity. Gene Ontology annotation, biological process: fatty acid metabolic process; carnitine metabolic process. Bases 97 to 2430 code for a protein of 777 amino acids. The transcript has 19 exons.
GUCCCUGGCAGAGGCUGCAGGGAGCAGGUGAGGGUUUCCUCUGAUGUGGAGCAGAUCCAAACCCUUGCCCAGCUAACAAGCUAGAACCCUCCCAAGAUGGCAGAAGCUCACCAGGCUGUGGCCUUCCAGUUUACCGUCUCUCCAGAGGGCAUUGACCUUCAACUGAGCCAUGAAGCCCUCAAGCAGGUCUACCUGUCAGGCCUGCGGUCCUGGAAGAAGAAAAUCAACAAGUUGCGGAACAGUUUUGUGACCGGAGUAUACCCUGCCAGCCCUUCCAGUUGGCUAUUCAUGGUUACUGCUAUCCUGGUGACCCAAUACUCUCGACUUGACCCCUCCAUGGGCAUGAUUGGAAAGAUCAAGGAACACCUGCCAGUCAGUGACUACCUGUCAGAUCAGGGCCAGAAUGUCCUCAGUGCCUUGGCUUUUUCCACGGGGCUGUGGCUGGCCCUCAUCCUGACCAUGCGCGGAAUUCUCAGGCUGCUCCUGUGCUACCAUGGAUGGAUGUACGAGGAGCACGGCAAGAUGUCCAACAUCACUAAGAUCUGGCUGGCUCUGGUGAAAAUCUUUGCUGGUCGGAAGCCCAUGCUAUAUAGCUAUCAAGCCUCACUGCCUCGUUUGCCUGUCCCAGCUAUCAAGGAUACUAUGCGACGAUACCUUGAGUCCAUACGACCUCUUAUGACGGAUGCCGAGUUCCAGCGUAUGACAGGUCUCGCCCGUGACUUCGAACAGAACCUGGGACCUCGCUUGCAGUGGUACCUCAAGCUGAAGUCUUGGUGGGCAUCCAACUAUGUGAGUGACUGGUGGGAAGAAUAUAUUUACCUCCGUUCACGCGGCCCUCUGAUGGUCAACAGCAACUAUUAUGUGAUGGAUUUCCUGUAUGUAACCCCAACCCCGGUUCAGGCUGCUCGUGCUGGCAACCUUGUCUAUGCCAUGUUGUUGUACCGACGGAAGCUCACUCGAGAAGAGAUCAAGCCUAACACAAUCCCUAGUUCCUGCAUCCCCCUCUGUGCAGCUCAGUGGGAACGUCUCUUCAACACCACCCGGAUACCCGGGGUGGGGCUGGACCGAAUACAGCAUUUGCGAGACAGCCAGCACAUUGCAGUGUACCACGCCGGGCGCUUGUUUCGGGUCUGGCUGUACCACAACGGGAGGCUGCUGCAACCUCGUGAGCUUCAGGCCCAGUUUCAGUCGAUUCUGGACAACGUGACGCCACCUCUGCCCGGCGAGGAGAAGCUGCCAGUCAUGACUGCUGCAGAGAGAGACCCCUGGGCCCAAGUCCGCCAAACCUACUUCCAGUCAGGGAAGAACCAGCAGUCUCUGAAUGUGGUGGAGAAAGCUGCCUUCUUUGUCACCCUGGACACCAGCGACCAAGGGCUGCAGGGGCCCAAUCCAGGUCAGGCGCUGGACGCCUAUGCCAAGUCCCUGCUACACGGGCACUGCUGUGACAGGUGGUUUGACAAAUCUUUCACGCUGAUAGUUUACCGCAAUGGGAAGUCUGGCUUGAAUGCCGAACACUCCUGGGCCGAUGCGCCUGUUGUUGGACACCUCUGGGAGUACACCCUUGCCACAGAUUCAUUCCAGCUGGGCUAUGAUGCCGAUGGGAACUGCAAAGGCAACAUCGAACCAGGCAUUCCGCCACCCCAAAAACUGCAAUGGGAGAUCCCACCAGAGUGCCAACAGGUGAUCCUGCGGUCCUUGUCUGUGGCUCAGGCUCUGGCCAAGGAUGUUGAUUUCUACAUCUUCCCCUUCAAAGAGUUUGGCAAAGGCCUGAUCAAGAAAUGUCGUUGCAGUCCAGAUGGCUUCAUUCAACUUGCCCUACAACUGGCUCAUUUUCGGGACAAGAAGAAGUUCUGCCUCACUUAUGAAGCAUCCAUGACACGUCUUUUUCGGGAGGGCCGCACAGAAACAGUCCGUUCCUGCACCAUUGAGUCCUGCAACUUUGUCAGGGCCAUGGUGGAUCCCACCCAGAAUAUUGGUACAAGGCUCCGUCUGUUCCGUGUGGCAGCGGAAAAACACCAGAAUCUUUACAGGCAGGCCAUGACGGGCGAGGGCAUUGAUCGCCAUCUCUUCUGCCUCUAUGUUGUCUCCAAAUAUCUUUGCCUGGACUCCCCCUUCCUGCAUGAGGUGCUUUCUGAGCCAUGGCGCCUCUCCACAAGCCAGACCCCCAUCCAGCAACUGGAGCUGUUUGAUCCCAAGAACCAUCCAGACUACGUUUCGUGUGGAGGUGGAUUUGGGCCGGUGGAUGAUAACGGAUACGGAGUAUCAUACAUCGUCCUUGGCGAAGAUCUCAUUAACUUCCAUGUGUCCUGCAAAUUCUCCAGCAAAGAGACGGAUGCACACCGGUUUGGAUCCCACAUACAGCAAGCUUUGCUCGACGUGUUGGCCUUGUUCCAACUGGACAAAAGCUCCCCUGGCAGCAGCGGCAAGUGACUGAAUAAAUGCCAGGGGGAUGCUCAGCAGGGCCAUCAGAACACACCUGGAGUGUCCUUGUCUAUUCUCUGAUCUGCAGGGACAUCCGGAGGGGAGGGGAGGAACAUGCAAAGGCCAGGCCUGAGGUUUCCUACAAGGACAUGACUGAGGCAGAAUAUUCUGCUACUCUUACCUUUGCGGGGAGGAGCUGGACCCUAUCUGGAUACCCCAGACCCUUGGGCAAACGACACUCCGAUGCGCCUUCAUGUUUCUAGGGUAGUUGAGGUUUGAUGCAUGGAACCGACAACCAGAUCUCCUAGGUUCUUGUGGGGCGCACGUAAAUGGGCUUGGAUGAUAACAGAAGAGAGUUUGGCACUUGGGAACCUGGCUUCCCCUGGGUUUCCAGCGUGGUGUUUUGACGGAGUGUCCUCAGCACUGAAGAAAUUCUUCUUUUCACACCCCGCCAACCCGAGUCCCCAGCAGCUGGGCUGCGUCCCUUUUUCCACUCUUCACUUUUGAAGGAUUCUGUCCAGAUGGCUCCCACGGUCUGUCUGAAGCCUUGCAGAUAGGAUGAUGUUUGAGGGGCGGGUGGGGGAUGCUAUUUCCUUAUCACCUCUCCCUCUCUGUUGCUGGAGUAACAGGCCCCCACCCCACCCCAAUACUGUCACGCAGUGGAAAGCCAUCUUAAGUUACCGAAUAGUUUUGUAGAGUAUGGAAUGCCUUUGUGGGGGGGAGGAGAAUGGGCUUGCUACAAGGUUGGUUUUUCCUCUGUUUUGGUUUGCUACCAUUACUGAUGCGAAUAAAACCACCAGGUGGGAGAGCUUAUAAAAAGCA